GAGGCUCAAGGAGUCCGUCGAGACCGCGGAGCUCCACCUGACCGACCAGUUCGGCAUCUCCGAGGGUGAGUGGUACCAGGGCAGGGCCAAAGGACCCCGCUCUGUCAAGAAGAAGCUGGCGGACCAGCGGCGCAGGAAGGCGGUCAGGAAGCUCAGCCUCCUCACCAGUUGCCGCCUCCGCCUCGGGAGGAUCGCCAGACAGCUCAGAGCGGCUGCUGCGGGCUGCUCACCCCCUGUGGGGCACGUAGGCUACAUGAAGCACCUGGUGCAGGUGGCCAGGAGCUUGGGGCACAAGUUCGAGCAGGCGGGCAGCACCGCGUUCGAAGACAAGAAGCUCGUCUCGCUGAAAGAGGUGACCCAGGUGCCCACUGUGCAAGGGCAGGCCUUCCUGCGGGCGAUCGAAAGAGCGUUGGCGUCACACGGGGGCCCCCACGGCGACGGCGACCACCAGCAGGACGAGUUCGGCUGCUGCUUCGCCCUGCGGUACUCCUCCGCCCUCUUUGCGGAGAAGGCCAAGGAGAAGGACAGGAAGGAGGCAGCGGUCCAGGAGUACGACGCCAGGCCUGCGACUCUGUGCCAGCUCCGCGGCGAGGAGAGCGGGACCCUGGCCCGCCGCCACCGCAGGUGCCCUGCCUGGGGGGGCUGGAGGCAAGGUCGCAGCCCCGCCGGCUUGCUGCGAGCUGCCGAGUUGGUGGCAGAGUUCGACGGCGAGGUCGACUUCCUGCACGCCGCCGCGGCGGAGCCCGCCCCUGGGACAGGUGGAUUCAGCCCACCGAAGUCGCAGUCCCAGGGGCGCGGCGAGUUCGGGAAGUUGCACGACGCGGAGGUGCGCGGGCCUGUCGUGUCAGCGGCUGGCAACAUGCAGAUGCCCGUCGCGGAGGCUGACGUUGGCGACGGCGAGGCGCAGGCCGCGGCGGCUGACGGCGGCCCCCUCCUCGCCACGGCGGCGGCCCUGGCAGCAGCGGCGGCAGCGGCCGCUUCCUGCUCGCGGCCGUCGCCCGCGAGGCGCCGCCCCGCCUCGGCCGAUAGGCCCGCGGAGGUGCUGCGCCGAGCACCCCAGCGCAGGGCGCAGGAGCAGUCGUGGCGCCGCGAGGCCUCGGCGCCCGCGCCCAGCCCGCGGCGGGCGGCGGCAGCGGCGGCUUGCAGCGGCCCAGCCCCUGAGGUGGCGGCUGAUGCGGCCCGUCCAGCGGGAUUGAGGGUCUACGGCCACCUCAUGCGGGGGUCGCGCGUCGAGGGCAACGGCUCCGAGCCCCCCCUGGUCUGCUCAGCGUGCUGGGGGUACUGCCGCCUCCCCAGGUGCGCGCAUCGCGGCCUGGCCAUGCCGUGUGGGGCCAGCGCGGCGGCUGGGCAGCCCACGUCCCUGAGGGGCCCCCGAGCCCAGGCGCGGACGGACUUCGCACGGGGCACCCUGCCUGCGUCCAAGGAUCCGUUCGCGCCGCUGGCCCCGCCGAUGGAGAGCACGCGCCUGUGCUGGGCGACGGCGCUCCAGGCCAGGCUGGGCCACGGGGCGGAGGAGCAGGCGCUCGCGGCGGCGCCCGUGCCAUCGCAGCGGCAGCCUGCGGCCGCCCCGCCCCCGCCACCUGCGGCUGGCGAUGGGGGCCAGGCGGCAGCGCCGCCGCGCGCCGCGGCGCCGCGGCGCCUGGUCGCGGCGGCCCCGCGGGCGGAGGCCGAAGAGCCGCGGCAGGUCCGCCCAGGGCUCGAGGGCGCCCUCUGCGCCCGCGGCUUCGCAGUUGCUGCGGCGGCCCGCGGCUGGCAGCCCAAGGCGCUCAGGCAGCAGGAGAUUCUGGUGCUGGGCCCCUUUGCGGCGAGGCGGGCGGCCAGGCGGCGGCGCUUGGGAGCGCUGGAGGCCUGGUGCCAUGCCGUGGCGGGCCCCUGCAGGCCAGGGUCAUGGCAGGACCGCGAGCGCGCGGCCAGGCCGGCGUUGGUCAGCGCGGUGGAGGGCCGGCGGGUGGCGGGGGCGUCUCGCCAGCGCCGCAACGCGGCCCUCCACGCAGCCUGCGCCCCUCCGAGCGGUUUCUUCAGGGCGUCUGCCGAGGAGAUCGCGGAGGCGGCGCGGGGGCCCCGCCUGGGCUUCCUGGUCGAGGCGGAGCACGCCGCGCACGUGGCGAGCGGCGACGCGGGCGGUUUGGCUAACAGGGCUGCUGGGAACGAGUGCGAGCAGAUGCAGUGGGUUUCGGCGCCGCUCAGCGUGAACUGGGAGGCGAAGCUGAAGACCUACACGGGGGGCAGCAUGUGGCCCGAGUUCGGGGUGAAGGUUCUUCACGAGGCUGAGCUCGAGCCACAGCUGCUCAACUUGGCGGACGGGCUCCACUCCGCGAAGCUGGGGUCCAUGCAGAGCGAGUGCGAGGAGAAGGAGCUUGAGGAGGCGUCUCCCGCCCCCGCCCUUUUGGUGCUGGAGGGGCUGGAGGACGGGGGGGAGCUCGACGUCUGGGCGGGAGGCAGUGGAACGCUGCCGCAGCUCGGAGGAUGCGAGCUGCCGCCAGGAACAUGGCAGGUAGCCGACCUGAACGCGGAGGCGAAGGCCUUCACGGAGGGAUUGGCUGCGGGUUGGCGGUUGGCCGAGGCGGUCGAGGCGGUCGGCAGUCAGCGCAACGUGAAAGACGAGGACGCUGUCGUGGGGGUGGGGGCCAUGGAGAUCCUCAAGCGCGGAUCGGACACCCAGGGCGCGAGGCCGCGGGCCGCGUUGGCCAAGGCAGUCUCCAGCGCCAAGGGCUUUGACGCAAAGCAGGAGGACAAGGAGGCCGCCGACGGCGACGGCGCGAUCAAGGGCAUUGUGGUGACCAUCGGGACCUGCUGCCUGGAGGCGCUGCCGAACCUGGAGCAGGGGAUGGACAAGCCGAGCCAGGAGGACAGAGUCGAGCAGCGCACCAGCGAGAAGGGCGAGCACGACUCUGAGCGGCACGACAGGUUCGGGCAGAGCGGCAGGGGGCAGGGCGCCGCGAAGCUGGGGGGCGGCGCCAAGCUGCAGGUGGACUACGACGAGUCCAGCCCCGACGCCGCCGACGAGGAGCUGGCUAGCGACUUCUUCAGGGCGCGGUCGGAGACCGAGCUCAAGGGGCACGUCGUCGACAUCCUUGCGGGCAUGGACCUCCCCAAGGACACUGUCCUCGACGUCUUCGAGCGGCUGGGGGCCAGGGGCGCGGCGCGGUCGCCCUGGGCCAAGGCGACCGCCAGGGCCUUCAUUGUCCAGCUCGUGAAGGUGGCCCAGGGGCGGAGGGACAAGCGCGACGCCGCGGGCGUCGCGGCCACGGCCUCCAAGCCCCGGCAGCUCCUCGGCGCCGCGGCCGGCGGGGCGCGGGGCGCAGCCC
Molecule: messenger RNA, 3308 nt
Organism: Prorocentrum cordatum
Lineage: Eukaryota; Dinophyceae; Prorocentrales; Prorocentraceae
Source: the annotation of a GenBank genome assembly